Molecule: messenger RNA, 1915 nt
Organism: Trichoderma asperellum CBS 433.97
Lineage: Eukaryota; Fungi; Ascomycota; Sordariomycetes; Hypocreales; Hypocreaceae
Biological process (GO): endoplasmic reticulum to Golgi vesicle-mediated transport
Cellular component (GO): Golgi membrane; endoplasmic reticulum-Golgi intermediate compartment; endoplasmic reticulum membrane
Molecular function (GO): D-mannose binding
Source: RefSeq, a predicted model, not a curated record
CUUCGUUGGACGCGCUGCGAAUAGAUGCCAGGUAGUCUCUUUUGCGCUUCAUUUUCCCUCUUUUCGUUGGCUUUUGUCCGUGGUCUGUGUGCAGCUUCUUUUCCUCUAUUCUUUUUGCCAACGCCUUGGAAGCCUGUUUCUUUCAAGCCUCUUCAUUCCUCUUUUUCCUUAUUUUUUGUUGGCACCGGCCAUUUGGCGGCGCUGGUCGCAAGGCGCAUCUCUAGUGCAAAGUGUCCUCUGCAAGUCGCGGCUAUAUCAACGGCUGAAAGCUGGCGACUCUCGUCUUGUGGAACUCUUCGAUUCUCGUCUCUCAGUGUCUGGUUCUGCCUCCAUCUGCCGCGCUGAUCUGGACUGAAACAUUCCCUCCUCGCCAAUUCCACAAUGCGAUUCUCCGUGCCGCUGGCUGCCCUCUUGGGUGCCGGCCUUACUGAGGCCCAGUACCUCAUCAGCGAGCUGAGUUUUGGAUAUGCAGGGCGAAUAAGCCCCGCAGACAACCCUGGCGUCAUCCCCAACUUUGUCGUCUCUGGCCAGCCGAACAAACCCGAGAUCCUCUCCAGCAAGGUCAUCCUCACCCCCGUUGCGCCAGGCAAUGCGCGCGGUGCGAUAUGGAGCGAGCAGCCCUUGAAACACUCGAAUUUCAUUGUCGAUGUCGACUUUCGUGCUAGUGGCCCCGAUCGAGCUGGAGGCAACUUCAAUAUCUGGCUGGCAAACCAUGGCAAAGACAUUGGCGCCAAGAGCGUCUACAGCGCCGGCAGGUUUGAGGGACUGGUGCUGGUGGUUGAUUCGCAUGGCGGCCAAGGCGGAAUGCUCCGUGGCUUCCUCAACGAUGGAUCUGUGGACUACUCGCAGCACCACAGCGUGGAUCAGCUGGCCUUUGGCCACUGCCAGUAUAGCUACCGCAACUUGGGCCGUCCAUCGCAGAUCAAGAUGCGCCAGACGUCAACCGGCUUCCGUGUUCAGAUUGAUGGCAAAACUUGCUUUGAGACUGACCGGGUCAGCUUGCCCACGGGAUACGAUGUCGGUGUGACAGCCUCCACUCCGGACAACCCCGACUCUUUUGAGAUUUUCAAGAUGGUGGUCAUGUCGGAUACCUCUAGCCACGACACCAAUUCUAACAACGGUGAUAACAACUAUAACAACAACAAUAACAACAACGAUAAUAACAACAACAAUGAUAACAAUGACCGCAGCAACUUUGCUUACCAGAAGAAGUCUACCAGUGGCGAUGAGUCCUUUGUGGAAGUGGCUGACCAAGAGGCCGACGUCUUCCAGACCUCCAAGGCACAGUUUCAGGACCUGCACAACCGUCUCCAGGGCACCAACCAUCAGCUCUCAUCGGUCUACCGCUCCGUCUCCCGUCAUCACCAGAUGGAUGAGCAGCGCCACAAUGAGAUCAAGGAUCUGCUUGCCACUCUGCAGAGCAAGGUCGAGCUGCUUGAUGAGCUCUCUUCUUUCAGGCAACGCAUUAUUUCGCUGGAGAACGAGGUGCGCAACAUGAACAAUGAGUUACACAAGAAGCUCCAGGACAACGAGCGAUCGGUACAGGGCGCCCUGAGGGUCCACCACAACUCUUUGACACAGAGAGUCGCGGAGAGCGUUCCUGGACAUGGAAAGCUGAUUGCUGUGAUUAUCGGAACGCAGGUUGUUUUGGUGGUGGGCUAUGUGCUGUACAAGCGACGAAGAGCGAAUUCGCCAAAGAAGUACUUGUGAGUUGGCACUGGCUGACUACUGGACCUGAUGACGAUGAUGCGCUUAACGUUUUUGACGUGAGAUUACGAGUGCGAUGUGAAGAGGGGCUAUUAUACGGCGGCUCUUUGUAUAAACAAAAGGCGUAUUUACAAUUGUUUUUUUCCGUAGAUAUCUAAGUUAUAUAGCAUGCAUGAGUUGGAUCAAAUAAACACACCAUUUACAGUUC